AUGGCUCUUACAUCUGGUUCAGGUAUUCCUAGUAAAUCCUGGAAGCCAGCACAAGUUACCUUAGACACUACCAUGGGUAAAAUAAUAGUUGAGUUAUACUGGAAACAUGCAGCUAAUACUUGUAGAAACUUUGCUGAAUUAUCCAGACGAGGUUAUUAUGAUGGUGUCAAAUUUCACAGAAUUGUAAAGGAUUUUGUUAUACAAGGUGGAGAUCCAACAGGCACAGGAAGAGGUGGUGCCUCUAUAUAUGGUAAACAUUUUGAAGAUGAAAUUAACAGAGAAUUAAAACAUACAGGAGCAGGAAUUUUAUCAAUGGCCAACAGUGGACCAGACACAAACGGUAGUCAAUUUUUUAUCACAUUAGGACCAACUCAAUGGUUAGAUAAUAAACAUUCUAUAUUUGGACGUGUAUAUAGUGGUAUGAGUGUUGUACAUCGUAUUGGGAUGGUGGAAACAGAUCAGAAUGAUAAGCCUGUUGACGAUAUUAAAAUUGUGAAAGCAUUUAUAACACCAUCUUGA
Molecule: messenger RNA, 519 nt
Organism: Lottia gigantea (owl limpet)
Lineage: Eukaryota; Metazoa; Mollusca; Gastropoda; Lottiidae
Exons: 4
Coding region: 1-519 (172 amino acids)
Biological process (GO): protein folding; protein peptidyl-prolyl isomerization
Cellular component (GO): catalytic step 2 spliceosome
Molecular function (GO): peptidyl-prolyl cis-trans isomerase activity
Source: RefSeq, a predicted model, not a curated record